UAUGGGUGGAUCUGAGCAACUGAAGCAAAAACAUUGGAGACACCUAGAUAGAAGAAAACAUCAUUGAGUGCAGCGUUGAUGAAACUGAAGUAUUCCAUUUUUCAGCUUCUUUGAAGUCCGGCAAGAUGGGUUCUGGUUGAUUCCAUUGGCGCUGCACUCAAUCAUGUCUUUUUUUGGCUAUUCUGGUACAAUCCUGUCAUCAGCACAAUAUCAAGUAUAAACAGGACAACUUCUCUCUGUUGCUGCAUCUGUUUUCUUUCCAUAAUAUGUUUCCUUCAUUCCUUCCUUCCUUCCUUUCAUUAUGAAAUCAUAAUUUUGUUUUCCAAAUCAUAUAUUGAUCACCAUUGUGGCAUGCAGGGCAGAGAUCCAUCUGCAGACCUCUUCCAUAACUUUCAUCCAUCAUUGUAAGGAUCAUCAUCCCAUCAUUAACUGCAGAGUGAAGCUUUAAACCAUCACGUUAAUUAAGGAAACGGGCCCAUGCAGGCUGGCAUAAUGGACUCACCUUAUAUAUGUAUCACAUUCAUGGACUCACCUUCCAUAUGUAUCGCAUUAGUUCAUUUUCCCAAAAAAAAGGAGAAAAAGGCUGCCUCUCAAUCUUCUCAAAGAAAAAGAAAAGAAGGCAUAUGCAUUUGCCACUUGCGACAUGCCGAAGUAUUCGGCCGAAAUUGGACUCGGUUUGCUUUGAAAAUUACGAAUUGUGCCCCUCCCUUCAUUCCAUUUCUGCUUUCUCUGUUUCUCUUAAUAAAUACUUGUACCUCUCUAAACCCUCUACUCUCAAAGAGGGGAAAAGGGGGAAGUCUCUUUGGUUUCUUGUUUCUCAUUUUGUUUUGUUGGAUUUUUUUUUUUUUUUCCUGGUUGGUUUUCUCGAGAAAAUAUUAUAUUUUGGGGGUGAAGUUAAUGGAGGAGGAGGAGGCUUUGCCGGACCAUUUACGGUGUAAACGGACUGACGGGCGGCAAUGGCGGUGCACCCGGCGAGUUAUGGAGAAUAAGAAGCUAUGUGAACUUCAUUAUCUUCAGGGGCGUCAUCGGCAGAACAAGGAGAAGGUGCCAGGCUCGCUCAAGCUGCAAAGAAAGAAACGGAACAAAACUGUGAACCAAGAUUGCGAGUCUCGGAAUCCUGAAAUUAGGGCAAAAAGAGCCGCGAAAUUGGCCAAGCCGAUGAAGAGAAGAGGGUCUGUUAGGGUCUCGGAGGCGUUGGAUAAGGCUCUGAAGAAGAUGAAGUUGAAGAAAGGUGAUUUGCAGUUGGAAUUGAUAAGAGUGUUCCUGCAGAGGCAGGUGGAGAGGCGAAAGAUGCGUCGUUUGAUUCAGAAUAUUGAGGGGGAGUUGGUGAGGGAAUUGCCAAAUGGACUAAUGGCCAUCUCUCAGGCUCCGUUGCAACAUCAUAUCGACAAUGCUGGUAGCCAAAUCAAACUGGGUGUUGAUUUGGGUUCGGAUUCUGGUCCUCAAAGGUGCUUCCGGUCCAAGAACAUUGAGCCGCUCCCAAUUGGCUCAUUGCAGGUUGUACCAUAUGGGCGAAAUGUGAGAAAUUUGAAGAUUGUUAGGGGUAAGAAGUGCCAUUUGUGUCGAAAACGAAAACGUCAUUCUCAGAGUAUGAUCAAGUGUUCAAGUUGUCAAAAAGAGUACUUUUGCAUGGAUUGCACCAAACAAAGGUAUUUUGAUAUACAAGAUGUUAGGAUGGCAUGCCCAGUUUGUCGUGGAACUUGCAGCUGCAAGGCCUGCUUGAUUAAUCAAUCUAAAGACGUUGAAUGUAAGGAUUUUUUGAGGGAUCAAAGUAGGGUUGAAAAAAUUCUACAAUUACAUUAUUUGAUCUGUAUGCUUCUUCCUGUACUGGAACAAAUCAACCAAGACCAGAGAAUUGAGCUGGAAAUAGAGGCAAAAAUCAGAGGAGAAUUACCCUCUGAAGUUCUGAUUCAGCAAGUGGAAUUUGGCCACAAUAAGCAAAGUAUCUGCAAUAACUGCAAAACUUCCAUUGUGGAUUUCCAUAGAAGCUGCCCACAUUGUUCGUAUAAUCUUUGCUUAACUUGUUGUUGGGAAUUUUUCCGAGGGGUCUUUCCUGGUGAUAAUAAAUCAUAUAUUUCCAAAUAUUAUAAUAGAUGGAAAGCUUAUUUGUGUGAUGACCAGCCACUACAAGAGAUGAAGCAGCUUACUAGUGUUGGCAGUACACGUCUUGCUUCUUGCCCAUCCUUCCACCAAUGGAAAGCUUGCAAUGAUGAUGGUAGUAUAUCUUGCCCGCCCACAGAAUUUGGUGGUUGUGGUGAUGGCCACCUUGAUUUGAGAUGUGUUUUCCCAUCAAGUUGGACCAAACAACUAGAAAUUAGUGCAGAAGAAAUAGUUUGCAGUUAUGAAUUCCCAGAAAUUUUAGAUGUUUCUUCACCCUGCUCUCUCUGUAUUGGAAUGGAUCAUGAAAUCAGAAAAAUCAAAGAGUUGCAGGAAGCAGCUAAUAGAGAAGAUUCUAAUGACAACUUUUUAUAUUACCCCACUGUACAGGACCUUCAUGAUGAUAAUCUUGAACACUUUCAGAAGCAUUGGGGUAGAGGUCAUCCUAUAAUAGUCCGUAAUGUCCUUCGGGGUAUGUCGGACUUGAGUUGGGAUCCAAUUGUUAUGUUCUGCACUUACCUGGAAAGGAGCAGUGCCAAAUCUGAGAAUGACAAGAAAGCUGUUAAAGCUACCAGUUGCUUGGAUUGGUGUGAGGUAGAAAUUGAUAUUAAGCAGUUCUUUAUGGGGUCUCUGGAGGGGCGGAAGCAUACAAAUGCAUGGCAAGAGAAGCUGAAAUUGAAGGGUUGGCUUUCUUCCCAUUUAUUUCAAGAACAGUUUCCCGCUCAUUAUGAUGAAAUCAUCCAUUCUCUACCCCUUCAAGAAUACAUGAAUCCCAAGUCUGGGCUUCUAAACCUUGCUGUGAAGUUGCCACAUGAAUAUCCGAAGCCUGACCUAGGUCCAUGUAUCUACAUCUCAUAUGGCAGUUGCGAGGAACUACUACUAGCUGAUUCUGUGACAAGACUGUCUUAUGAGUCCUAUGAUGUGGUAAAUAUUUUGGCAUAUGCUACAGAUGUUCCAAUUUCCACAGAAAAGCUUUCUGAAAUAAGGAAGUUAAUGAAAAAACACAAGGCUCAAGAUCAUAGCAAGCCUACGAGGAUUGCUAUUGAUUUGAAAGCAGCAAGUCAAGUGAACAGAGCAUCAUCAUUGUUUAGUCAAAACAUGGAUGAAGCCAGACUACAGGAUAGGACAAGAGAAAGACCACUAUUAUGCAAUGGAGUGUCUACAGUAUCAUGGUUCUCUGCUGCCAGACAUGACACAUGUGAUGUCAGUAUCCAAGAAGGAAAUAUUGCCAGUGGUGAGGAAUUUAAUUCAGAAUCUGAUUCUGUAGCAGCUAAACUUUCUUGUGGAACAUCUAAGAACUCUACAAAAUCAGGAGGAUAUCAGAAAUUGUGUCAGGAACACAUACAAAGCUCAAAUUGUUUGGGAAGGAAAUUAGUGGCCAACUCUUGUGGUGCCCAAUGGGAUGUCUUUCGCAGACAAGAUGUUCCAAAGCUUCUAGAAUACCUCAGAGAACAUUCUAAUGAGUUUGGCCACAUUUAUGGAUUGUCAAAGCAUGUUGUUCAUCCAAUUCUUGACAAGAGUUUCUUCCUGGAUGCAAAUCACAAAAUGCAGCUAAAGGAGAAGUUCAAAAUUGAACCAUGGACUUUUGAGCAACACCUUGGAGAAGCUGUCAUGAUUCCUGCUGGGUGCCCAUAUCAGAUUAGGAACCUUAAGUCUUGCGUAAAUGUGGUUUUGGACUUUAUCUCACCUGAAAAUGUUUCCGAGUCCAUCCGCAUGAUUGAUGAACUUCGCCUACUUCCGCAAGAUCAUAAAGCCAAAGAAGACAGCCUGGAGGUGAAGAAAAUGACCUUGUACUCUAUCAAUACAGCAAUCAAAGAAAUCCAAAACCUUACAUGUGCAGAGACCAGAAUUGAACUCAAAGACUGAUCAUUGGGAAGGACUAGAAUUAAUUUACAGGGCAUUUGUUCACAUUGGUAGAUUGUAUUCUUUAUCUUCUUGUUCACAAGGAGCAUGAACUGCAUGCAAAAGUUUUGCUUUGGUUGUCCAUUUUUUUUCCCUUCUUUAGCCCCUGUUCAAGUCACCAUCUAUUACAAAGGUAAAAACCCAAUCAUUGCAGAUAUAGUAAUUUCAGGUUUCUUUCUCCUUUGAUGGAUGUAAAAUUUCUGUAAUAUUAAAUAAUCGAUCCAGGUAUAAUUUUCAUUAUGUA
This is a messenger RNA of Vitis riparia (riverbank grape), 4243 nucleotides long. Its product is annotated as lysine-specific demethylase JMJ25. Gene Ontology annotation, molecular function: histone H3K9 demethylase activity; transcription coregulator activity; chromatin DNA binding. Gene Ontology annotation, cellular component: chromatin; histone deacetylase complex. Gene Ontology annotation, biological process: regulation of transcription by RNA polymerase II. The record is from RefSeq and is a predicted model, not a curated record. The transcript has 13 exons. Lineage: Eukaryota; Viridiplantae; Streptophyta; Magnoliopsida; Vitales; Vitaceae. Bases 478 to 3963 code for a protein of 1161 amino acids.